AUCAAUGAAUCAUGGAAUGAAUGUAUUCUCAAAUAUUUACAAGUGUUAGCUUCUCUAUACUAGACUAUUUUUUGGAGUUAAUACAAAUUGAAGGUACUAACGUUUGCCAAAAGUUGCAAAGAGAGUACUAACGUUUCAAAAGUUGCAAAGAAGGUAUUGAACCCAUUAUUUAAGGUUAACAAUCCGGUUGCAAUUGCUUAUAACCGGUUACUUCCUAUUUCCCUUUAAAAAAAAUAAAAAAAAAGCUUAAUUGUCCACUCAGCUGUACUUUGGGAAGUGAAAAGCCAUCAUUACACUGACAAUGGCGCGAUUUUUGGAAGGUGAAAAGCCUUUUUAUUCACUCUUUCACCCCAUUGGCUUCCUCAUUACUUCCAUUUUCAGAUAAAAACCAGAGCAUUUCAUUCCAAAAAAAAAAAAACUCGUACUUCCUCUUCAAGAAAAUCGCCAUCAAUGUGGGAGUGUGAUUGUCCAUCUUCCUGCAAGAAAGCAAAGUUGGCUGAGCUUCAAUCUACUCAAGGUAUGGACGCUCUUUCCGUUGCUCACCCAAUUUUCAGCAACCCCGAUUUGCUUGUGGUCCAUGUCUUCUCCAAGCUGGACUGGGGUAGUCGGGAUAAUGUGAAGAAGGUCUGCAGGAAAUGGCGUCUGUGGUGGAAGACCCGCCACCUAGCCCGACUCCAACCCUUUUUCGGUCCCAGGGCCUCUGUCGACGAGUGGAUCCUCAACGACCUCAUCUACAAUGAUGGUCGUGACUUUCAUGCCUGGAUCAACAAUGACAUGACAGUCUAUUUUGAUGGCUUCCCUCUGCUCUUCAAGGAGGAUGUGUAGGUUGUUGUUGUUAGGUUGGGUGGGGGGUAUGUGCAACUAGAUGGUUUUUGGGGUUAGGAGCUGCUAGAUUUAAGCUUGUUCUUAUUUUUAUUUUAUUUUUAAGUUUUAAGAUGUGAAUUGUAGGAGUGCAUUGUCAUGGUUAAGUAGGUUUUUGUUGUUAAUGUGACAAAUCAUUUAUAAUCUUUUGGGAUUUGUCACUACCAUGACAAUGCUUAGGUUGAAAUGGAUGGCUUGGCUUAUAUAGCCAUUUUGUAAUGGAACAAAUGUACAUGUAUGAAUGAAGCCACUUCUCUUUGUUGUGUUGUUAUUAUUAUGCACUUAUUUUAUCAUGAAUCAAAUGUUAUGAUUUGCUUAUUAAGAGAGUGCUUAUUGUGGCAGAAAAUAUGGAUGAAUUAAGACCAUGUUUAGUUGUACAUGAAUUAAGGAGAAGACAUGAAUUAAGACCACUUUGUAUUUCCUGUAAUUUUUGUGAUUUCUUCUUCUGAUUUUUUUUUUUCAAUAGAUGCAAUGUGGAGAAGAUGGCUAUGGAGAUGAGUAUAUAUGGAAGUCGGUUUUUUUGGAGUUGUACCAGCUAUAAUUUAACUGAUAGAUUUCUUGAACAAUGGCAAACUUUAGUCCCCUCUUUAAUAAUGUCAAAAUUUUAAUUUUUCUUUUUUUUUUUUGUUUGGUUAACCUGUUGUAGAAGGUCAAUUAUGUGGUGAGUACUCUAUCUGCAACGUUUGAAACGUUAGUACCUUAUCUACAACUUUUGGCAAACGUUAGUACCUUCAAUUUGUAUUAACUCCUAUUUUUUGUAUGGUAAGAGUUUAUUCAUGAGCUGUUACCUAAACAAUGGAUUAAUUUUUCAAGUUAAAAAUAAAAAAUUAUUGUAUUUUUAUGUCUAAGAAGGAUUUAUCACUAACUUCUUUGAAAGUGUAGUAAAUAAUUGUUUAAUUAUGGCAUUAAUUGUUUUAAAACAAAUCUUGUAAUGGUU
Messenger RNA from Chenopodium quinoa (quinoa), 1798 nucleotides. RefSeq lists its product as uncharacterized. The record is from RefSeq and is a predicted model, not a curated record. The coding region runs from base 451 to 825 and encodes 124 amino acids. The transcript has 2 exons. Gene Ontology annotation, molecular function: protein binding. Lineage: Eukaryota; Viridiplantae; Streptophyta; Magnoliopsida; Caryophyllales; Amaranthaceae.